Messenger RNA from Durusdinium trenchii, 2652 nucleotides. Lineage: Eukaryota; Dinophyceae; Suessiales; Symbiodiniaceae. The record is from the annotation of a GenBank genome assembly.
AUGAGCCAGUUCGGAAAUGUAAUCGCCACGAGGUGCCGUGCCAAGAACCCCUCCCGGGCAGCCUCCGAAAGCUAUCGGCAAGGCAUGAACGAACUGGCUGCCGUGCUUUACUCCGUGAUGAAGCAAUGCGAGUUCAAAGGCUCGGACUCUGAGGCGCUGGGCGCUCGCCUGUGCGGAAGCAGCCACAACGAGGCCGAUACCUUUGCAUGCUUCGUUCACCUGAUGGACAAAGGGCUGCGACCGAUGUUUCUGAACAGCACCGCGAGCCGCCCCGCGCGCUCGCCGAUCGGCGAACUGCCGCGCUCCCGGGGAGGCGCCUCCGAUUCAGGCUCUGCGAUCCUGGCGCGGUGCUCCUUCAUCUUCGACCAGGUCGUCCGUGGCGUCCAGCCUGACCUCUUCGACCAUUUGAAGAGGUUGGAGAUUGAGCCUCAGGUCUUCCUCCUGAGAUGGAUCCGUUUGCUCUUCUGUCGAGAGUUUGACCUCGAGGAGACUUAUAUCCUUUGGGAUGGGCUCUUCGCCAGCGUGGGGCAACACCUGGCGACGUCUUUGCAGUACGAGGGCUCCAGCGCCGCCAUGUUGAACGCUGCUGAGGCUGCGAAGGAGCUUCCGGCCUUGGACUUCGUGGCCGCAGCGCUGCUGCUCCGCAUGCGUCGAGAUUUGCUGAGACUCGAUCAGACGGAGUGCCUCCGACGGCUGCUUCAGAGCUGCUCGCAAGAGCGCAGCGGCGAGUUGUUGCUGGAGGCCAAACGGAUCUACACAGGCAGCUUUCCGCGCACGGCUCCUCCAGCUCCAGUGCCAGUCCAUCCGGCCAAUGUCCAGGCAGUUCCGCGGCUUCAAGACACCCAUGAGCCAGAUUCCGAGGACCCCUUGCGCCGUGGUCAGCAGUUCAUCAGCGCCGCUGCGCAAAGUGCGCAGGGGCUGCUUCAGGCGGGUCGGCAAGCCUAUGCCAAACUCAGUGACCAGGCUGUGGCAAAGUCUCCAGCCCAGGAUCCACGGGCGCCCUCGGGUACUGGGAGGAGUCCUGGCUUGACACAGAGCAUUGCCAGCUGGGUGGACAUCGAUCUUUGGUCGGACAAGGCCACCACGGUGGGCCACUCGCAGGAUGAGCUGUCGGAGCUCCGGCAGAGAGCGGCCACCGCGGAGCAAGAGCGCGAUGAGAUCAAGCGCAAGGCCAAUGAGUUUGUCACCAAGAAGAAAGCGGAGUUCGCUGCCCAGAUCGCGGAGCGGGAUGCACAGAUCGCCGAGCUCACCCGGCAGCUGGCAGAGGCAACAGAGGCAUUGGCAGCCUUAAAGGCUGCCAAUCCGCUGCAGACAGACCCAGCGAGGGAGCGAAGCGCCGAAGCGCCAUGCUUUGAGAAGAGGAUGCCAGCCCAGCCCUUCAGUGCGCGGAAAUCGCUGGCGGUGAAGACCCAGGCUCCACGGCAACAUGUUCAGAAGUCCUUGGUGCAAGAGUCGGUGAAGUUCGAACGCCGCACCAGGGAAAAUGAAACCAAUGAUGAAUGGGUCACUGGCGAGGGGAUGAACUUCCCCAAGAACCACGACCGCUGGGCGCAUAAGGUGGACAAUGGCACGAGGGAGUCCUUUGAGUCGGAGCGAAGCCAGAGCAAAAAAAUCACUCUCGAUCGGAUGCCCUUCCCAUCCACUGGAGCCUACAUGGGCAAGUUGUGGCGAAACCCGGUCACUGCCCGGUUGAGCCUCCGGAAGGUGCAUCAACAACACGACUUUCAGCUCAUUGACUUGUACACCAGGAGCCAUGUGACCAAGACGCCGAGUGAGAUGGCCAAAGAUCCCUAUCUCUACAAGCCGGUGAUUUUGACUCUUCGCACCUGGAUGUACCACGACUUCUUCAGGCAGAAGAAACUGGUUGCAUCCGCUGAUGAGAAUGGCAUGGUGAAGUGGGUUCUGGAUCUCCCCUGUGUUGAUGCACCGAUCAACAGCGGCCAGAAAUCCUCCGUUCUUUACUACAUGCCCAUGGCCUUGUUCAGCUCCUUUACCAAAGACCCGGCCACGGUGUCUUCGACCUUGUUGGCGCUCAUCGCCUUGGGAGUCCUGUCGGCGAUGUGCAACUCCGCCCAACUCUAUAGCCGGCAACGGGUCUACGGCAUCCCGUUGCGGUUGAUCCAUUUGAGCGUGGUCAUCUUCACGGUGGCCCAGAGCACCCUCGACACCAUGUCUCUCGUGGGUUACAUCUUGACCUUCUUCUUCAUCGCUUUGGACAUCUUUGAUGGGGAUCUCUCAAUGCUGACGAGCUACAGGUUCUGGUGCCGCUACGCGGUGGUUCGGGAGCUGCCCAUGCGCUGCUUCAUCUGUCGCCGCGAGGGUGCUGCGCAUCUGGAGGAGUUGGUGGGCGAACGCGCGCCCAUUCCCAGCACAGUGCAUGGUCUAUCGACUUGGCUCAAGGAGUACUCCUUCGUGGUGGAGCUAUGUGGAACUCUGUGCAUUUUGGAGCGCAUCUCGUUGAAGGAGUGGCAACAAGUUCUGGCGGAACAACAGCAGGGCAGGAAGUUCACGUUCGUGUCCUUCGGUCUUUUCGACAAGACCACCCCCAACAUGUGGCACUUCUGUGAAGACUUCGAGGUCCCCAAGAUUGCCGGUGUGGAAGUCCAGGUGAAGCCCACCAAAACCCAGACCACGCAAGUCCAAAACUAUUGA